This is a messenger RNA of Protopterus annectens (West African lungfish), 1125 nucleotides long. Its product is annotated as sperm acrosomal protein FSA-ACR.1-like. The transcript has a single exon. The coding region runs from base 1 to 1125 and encodes 374 amino acids. Lineage: Eukaryota; Metazoa; Chordata; Ceratodontiformes; Protopteridae. The record is from RefSeq and is a predicted model, not a curated record.
AUGUGUGACAAAGCACUAGGACAAGAGAGUAUGUGUGACAAAGCACUAGGGCAAGAGGGUAUGUGUGACAAAGCACUAGGACAAGAGAGUAUGUGUGGCAAAGCACUAGGACAAGAGGGUAUGUGUGACAAGGCACUAGGACAAGAGAGUAUGUGUGACAAAGCACUAGGACAAGAGAGUAUGUGUGACAAAGCACUAGGACAAGAGAGUAUGUGUGACAAAGCACUAGGACAAGAGGGUAUGUGUGACAAAGCACUAGGACAAGAGAAUAUGUGUGACAAAGCACUAGGACAAGAGAGUAUGUGUGGCAAAGCAGAAGGGCAAGAGGGUAUGUGUGACAAAGCACUAGGACAAGAGGGUAUGUGUGACAAAGCACUAGGACAAGAGAGUAUGUGUGACAAAGCACUAGGACAAGAGGGUAUGUGUGACAAAGCACUAGGACAAGAGAGUAUGUGUGACAAAGCACUAGGACAAGAGAAUAUGUGUGACAAAGCACUAGGACAAGAGAGUAUGUGUGGCAAAGCAGAAGGGCAAGAGGGUAUGUGUGACAAAGCACUAGGACAAGAGGGUAUGUGUGACAAAGCACUAGGGCAAGAGAGUAUGUGUGACAAAGCACUAGGACAAGAGGGUAUGUGUGACAAAGCAGUAGGACAAGAGAGUAUGUGUGACAAAGCACUAGGACAAGAGGGUAUGUGUGACAAAGCACUAGGACAAGAGAGCAUGUGUGACAAAGCACUAGGACAAGAGGGUAUGUGUGACAAACCACUAGGACAAGAGGGUAUGUGUGACAAAGCACUAGGACAAGAGAGUAUGUGUGGCAAAGCAGUAGGGCAAGAGGGUAUGUGUGACAAAGCACUAGGACAAGAGAGUAUGUGUGACAAAGCACUAGGACAAGAGGGUAUGUGUGACAAAGCACUAGGGCAAGAGAGUAUGUGUGACAAAGCACUAGGACAAGAGAGUAUGUGUGGCAAAGCACUAGGACAAGAGGGUAUGUGCGACAAAGCACUAGGACAAGAGGGUAUGUGUGACAAAGCACUAGGGCAAGAGAGUAUGUGUGACAAAGCAGUAGGACAAGAGAGUAUGUGUGACAAAGCACUAGGACAAGAGGGUGUGACAAAGCAGUAG